Molecule: messenger RNA, 1200 nt
Organism: Adineta steineri
Lineage: Eukaryota; Metazoa; Rotifera; Eurotatoria; Adinetida; Adinetidae
Source: the annotation of a GenBank genome assembly
AUGUCGGAGUUAUUAGGCCGUUCGUAUGUACCGGUCCUUUAUUCAGCAUUGGUUAUCAAAAUCGAAUUACAGUUUAUUUUCGCAUUUACUGCAAACUAUGAUCCACUUGCGAUUAUAUGGUACUGUAGCACAACAACUACGGAUCUUCAAGUUCCAUUGAAAUAUAACCUUGUUGUCAAAAAUAUUGGCGAUAUUGAUCAACAAUUUAUUUGUCAAUCAUGUCACUUAGUUCUUCGACAACCUUUUCAACUUCGUUGUGGACAUCGACAAUGUCAAUCAUGUAUAGAAGCACAAAAUCAUAGUACUAUUCAUUGUUUCUCGUGUUCUGGAGUGUUCACCAUCAAUGAAGUUGAUGGGAGCAAAAGUGAAGAACAUUAUUUAACUUCAACACAUCAAUUAUUAUUGUUAAAUAUUCUCCGUCGUUUAAAAUUAACACGAGGAAAUUGUGAUCUACGGCAUAUAAUGGAAUUUUUCAAAGCACUCGCUAUCGUAUCAAAUGAUGCCGUAAUACUAAGCAAUAGAAUGCAACAAAUCACAGGCGAACGUGAUCUUCGACAACAAGCACUUCAACGUCAUAACCAUGAAUUCUCGGUGCUGAAGAUAUUGAUUCAAAAUCUUGAAACUGAUCUGAAUAGAUUCAUAACUAUUCAAAAUGCUUUGCCUCGAGAAAUUCUCUCUAUAGAACAACAGUUAGAUGAUAAACAAAUUAUAUCUUUCGAUGGUAGAUUAAAAUGGAAAAUAACUGAUCUUCGUGCAAAACUAUAUGAUGCUCGAUCUGAACGGCAACGAUCAAUAUAUUCACCUGAGUUUUAUUCAUCAAAGACUGGCUAUAAAAUCUGUUCAAGAUUAUUUCUAAAUGGAAUUAACGACGCUCGAAAUACACACAUGUCAAUAUAUUUCAUCUUAAUGCCUAAUGAAUACGAUGCUAUUCUUGAAUGGCCAUUUCCUUACAAAGUGAAGUUUUCUUUAAUUAACAAAGACAAUCAACAUCAUUUUGUUAAUUUCUUUUGGCCUGAUAUAAAUUCUAUCUCUUUUCAACGACCCCGAUUACAAAUGAACGAAGGUUAUGGUAUUGAAAAACUUAUUUCUCUUGAAGAAUUUCAACAAAAACAAGAUCAAUACAUACAAGAUGAUACAAUUUUUAUCGAAAUUAAAGUCGAUUUUAUCAGCAAACCACCAGGUAAAAACUAUUUCAUAUAG